This is a messenger RNA of Prorocentrum cordatum, 375 nucleotides long. The record is from the annotation of a GenBank genome assembly. Lineage: Eukaryota; Dinophyceae; Prorocentrales; Prorocentraceae.
AUGGUUUCUCUGUUGUUGGCAGGUAAGUCCGACCCAGACAAAGGCAAUAUCGAAAUAGGCCUGAACUCAUCCUAUCUGCUUGAGUCUGCGCGCAACGGUGACACAGAACUGGCUUCUACGCUGAUCAAAGCCAAUGCCAAGGUCGACCUGGUUGGGAAGAACGGCAUGACCCCUCUUAUCAUGGCGGUAAGAUGCAACAAAGCAGACGUGGCGAAGUUGUUGAUUGACGCAGGGUGCGACACCACCGUCAAGGCAAUGGGCAAGACUGCGCGUGAGUUUGCGCUGAAGAGCUCUGACUCAAAGAUGAGAGCGCUGCUUGGUGUGGAUGCCAGUACCGCGUCAGAUGACACCAAUAAGAAUUUGUAUUUAACGUGA